GAAUAGACCGAUCAAGGUGUAAUGCUGAAUAAAGGGGUGUGCUUGUUUUUCUCUUAUCAGGGAGCUUGAGGAGGAGAGUCUGUGAAGAUGUCGCAGGGCGGCGGCGUGUCAGGUGCUCCCAAUAAAAACUUGACGCUCGAUGACCUUAUCGCGGCUAUUGACAGGCAUGAAAGAAAUCCGAGCAAUAUCCCCAAGGUCGAUACCUUCCAUUUUUGUGGGGAGAGAGUCUCCGAAUGGCUGGAGCGGGUGGAACAAGCUCUGGUCGGGCUGUCGGAUGUUGUAAAAUUUCAGCGCAUUCUCCAGUACGUUCUCCACAACUCUCACCAAGAACUGAAGAAAGUUAUACAUGCAACCCAAGGUAGCUGGGAAAGAUUCAAGGAGGGAAUGCAGAGGAAGUACUGUCUGGGAGAUAGACUGUUGACCACUGCGGACCUCGAGGCAAUGAACAAAGAGGAUUUUACGACGAUGGGGGCUUUUGUUCAAGAAUUUAAGAAGAGGGCGCGGAAGGUCCAUGGGAUUUCGGAGGAAGCACAGUACGCCAUCUUCCUGGGGCUACUCACGGCAUCGGAGACCUUCGAGUUGACGAGGCGCGGAAGGUCCAUGGGAUUUCGGAGGAAGCACAGUGGAGCAACGUCAAGUACGCCUGCUUUUGGGACCCCGGAGGUAACAAGGAUUGUUACAGACGUAUUGGCACAGCUGGGGUAUGCGACAGAGCCGGUGGUGCGAAGGAGGGUAAUAACGAAUGUCCAAGUAAAAGGAACGGAGUCGGUGAUAGAGGAGGUUGUUCAGGAGGAGCUCUGGGACGAGGAAGAGCCGGUGCCGCAACGCCUGACGAAGGUCCAGCGCAAAGUGCGUAACUUGGCGCAGGGCGGACAGGGAUCAGGAAAAGCGCAGGCACCUCAGGCGGUGGCGACGGCUCCUCCAAGUGUGGCGGCGCCCUCGUCUAGUGCGGGCCCCUCGCAAGGAGGGGCACCCUCCUACGGACAGUGGCCCUGGCCGGUGAUCAAUGCAAUUGUGUCAUGGGGUAGCGCGCCGCCAGUAGCCGGACCACAAAUGAGUAUACCGCCACCCAUCUACCCCGCAGCCCAGGCCCAGCCUGUGGCCCCGCCGCCGUCACCUGCUUCCAGUUCACAGGGAAGCGUGGCUGGAGGUGGGAACCAGGGGCAGGGCAAUCAAGGCAACGGAGGGAGGGGUGGAGGAAGGGGGAGAGGCAGGAAUGGCGGUGGAAGAGGAGGGCAAUGGAAUAAUCAAGGACGAGGAAACCAAGGCCAGGGGUACCAAGGCCAGGGGAAUCAAGGCCGAGGGUACCCAGGCCAGGGUAUCCAGGCCAGGGGGAUCAUGGAAGUCAGGGGUAUGGGAGACCCCGUUUUGACUGGAGGACGGCCAUCUCCCAGCAUUGCAGCACGAACGAGAAGUCAAGCCAAGGCCAGUGCCAACCAAGAACCUCCGAGAAGGGAGCCCGAAACGGGAAAAAGGAAAGAGGCAGUGGAAGUAGAGGAUGACAAUGAUGAAGAGGAAGAAGAUGAGAGGCUGCGCCGAGAAGAGGAUCAGAGAGCGGAGCAGCGGGCAAGAAAAAAGGGGACCAGGGGAGAGGCAGAGCCGGUCAUACGUGACGGACCACCCAAAAGGAAGAAGUACGCGGUUCAGUUGGAAGAGGGAUUUGACAUAGAGAAAGUGAUCGACCGGCUGCUGGAAGGGCAUAAUGACCUCAUAACCCUGAAGGAAAUCCUAGCGUCGGCCCCGUGGCUCCACGAUGAACUGAAGGGGAGAUUGUCGCGGCGCCUAGUGCCCAAUGUCCAUCUGGGUACGAUCCUGCCCAAGGAGGCUGAGUGGGCAGAGUCGGGUACGAAAAUGGACUGGAAGUGUGUAGCCUGCAGCACGGUGAAUUUGGUGGUGAAGGGUUCCAAGUGCGCAACAAUGGUGGACACUGGGGCGGAGAUGAACAUUAUCCGGGAGGCGGACGCGAUCAGAUUCGGGCUGGAUAUAGACCGUUCUGACUGCGGUAUUCUGCACGGAGCCAGCUGCAAGGCCGUAUUUUGUGGGACAGCCUCGAAUGUACUCAUCGAGGUUGGAAAGGUGAAGGCCCGGGCUUGUUUCUUUAUCAUGCCGGAUGUGGAUCACGGAAUCCUCCUAGGGAGAUCAUUCCUUAGUAGGACAGAGACCAUGAUGUUCAAUAAGCAUGACGGGACGUUAAUUCUCCUCCUAUGCGACCCUGCCUGCAGGAAUUACAAAAUAAUUACCUGCAGAAACACAGGACCAGGAUCCUUCACAAUCGAAGAGUCGGAGGGCGAGCGCCGGAAGCUUCGGGCGGAGCCGGAAGGAGAAGAGGAGGUGAAAGCGUUUUCCCUUAGCCUAUCGGACGUCAGGAAGGCCAUGGACUUGGUGGCCGCACAUGAGAUGGCGGAUCCGGAUGCCAUCCAAGCCUUGAGGGAGCAGGUCCUGGAAUGCCCCGAGACGGGGAGAUUGGAGCUGGUAUCGUUUUCCCGACGGAAGGAAGAACCCCACAUCCGCGCAGACGCAAUCUGUGAGUCGGUCUUUUUUAGGGGACGGCUCAAGCAGGGUUCCCAAAAGCGGUACAAGACGGUAGACAAGAAGUGUCGCCCGGUUCCCGUCCUCGUUACAGAGGACGAGGAAGCAUAUUACGAGAGGGAACGAGGGUCUGUCUUUACGAAGACAACUAUGCCAAGAGGAGGGAGGGGGACACGACCGCCUCGGAGGCCGUUGGGAGCAUCAGGAGGAUAUGAGCGACAUGGGCCUCGCCAUCGAGAGAGUACUCCGAUGUACGAUGAUGGGGACAUCGAGCUAUUCCUGGACAACUUUUGGGAUCAUGCGAGGCGUAUGGACUGGACCGUGGCCCAUGCGAUUGAGAGACUGAGUGGAGCAGGCAGGUUCGAGGGGCCCAUUACCAGGAUUCGUAAGGAGGCGACGACGAGGCAGGAGGUGGAGACGAGGAUGCAGAUGCUGCGACCUUCGCCUGUGGGAUCAUGUGGCAGGCCGAUCCGCCUAGAAAUCGGAAAUGCGGCAGAUUUUAUUCCUGUUUUCGAAUGGUUCAUGCAGGGGCAGGGUAUACCGAGAGAUGAGUGGGCGAGGACGUUACCCCUCUGGACCAGAAAGGGGGAGAGGGCACUGACUAAGCAGGUCAGAGACAAUGCUCGGGACUGGGAGAGCUGCAGGGCACAUCUGAGAGAGGCCUUUCGACGGCCAGAGCCCCCUCAACCCAGAGUUGAGAGACGUCAGAGGUGUCAGAGACAGAGGGACCCUGAGCCAAGGGAGGCGAGACCGUCUCGAGGAGGACGAAAGGCCCUAGCUAGGAGAGAGGAGGAGCCGGAGCCAGAGGCUGAGGAACGAGGCGCGUACCCUGAGUGUGGGUUGGGACCAGUGGAGUUCCAUCAGUUUGCCGAGGGUGAAUUGAGGAGGUCGCCAACAAGCACACAUGAGAAGCCGCCAGCGUCUGAGGAGCCUUUGAGGGAGUUGGAGGCGCAUUUGGAUAUCUCUGAACACCUAGCAGCUCAUGCCCUGGAGCACCCAGACCUGGAGGAGCCAACACCUGCAGAGCCACGCCAGGAGCCGUGCCAACUGGAGCAGGAGGUAGAGGCAGAGAUUCCAAAGAGGGUCGACCUCCGCACGAGGGAAAGAGCGCCAGCUGGAGAGACAGGCAAAGAAAAGAGGGCAAGAAGAAUCAGGAGGAUAGAAGAGAUAUGGCAGAAGAGGCAGAGGUUGGAUGCAGCGGGGGAACUUCCGGAGCAACGGCAAGAGAGGGAGAGAUUGGAGGCAACAGGGGCUCUCCCGGGUCAGCCACCCAGCGAGCCAGCUAAGGCCCCAGAGAUCCCAGAGAUGUGGAGGGACUUCUGGGAGCGGAGAGGAGAGGAGCUUCCUUCGCCAACCAGAGCCAGGUUUGGGGUGGCAAGGAAGGCAGAAGAAAGGUUGAAUCGCAAGAUCAAGUUCCUGGCCAAGACAACUUUUGACCGACACUUGUUGUUGGAGAGCGAUCUGGCAGAGAAGAAGAUAAAGGAAGUCGGCCAUGGAGUACGCCUGGAGGCUAUGGAGGUGGAAAUCCAGGAACUCAGGGCAUUGGUGGCCAGCCAGGUAGCUAUCAUCGAGAGCCUGAGGCAGCGAUCUCAGGGAGGGGCGGACAAGCCAGAGAGCAGACGGCAGGGAGAGUAGAGGCAGCUUGGACAUGGUUUGCCAGGACAGCCAUCUGCAGCAGAGACUCCCCAGGAGCAACCUAUGGGGAGAGUUAUCCUGGAGC
Chara braunii is the source of this 4249-nucleotide messenger RNA. NCBI's taxonomy places the organism in Eukaryota, Viridiplantae, Streptophyta, Charophyceae, Charales, Characeae. The record is from the annotation of a GenBank genome assembly.